Messenger RNA from Naegleria fowleri, 1149 nucleotides. RefSeq lists its product as uncharacterized. Gene Ontology annotation, biological process: microtubule cytoskeleton organization; protein polyglutamylation. The coding region runs from base 1 to 1149 and encodes 382 amino acids. The transcript has 3 exons. Gene Ontology annotation, molecular function: tubulin-glutamic acid ligase activity; tubulin binding. Gene Ontology annotation, cellular component: cilium. The record is from RefSeq and is a predicted model, not a curated record. NCBI's taxonomy places the organism in Eukaryota, Heterolobosea, Eutetramitea, Acrasida, Naegleriidae.
AUGACUUCCUCUCAAUCAUCCGCUCCAACAAUUUUGAAAUACAAGACAGAUUUUGAGAAGAGUGUUGUGAUUGGUAAUUUUGAAAAUAGAGGAUGGAUUCGGACCAAUGAUGAAUCGGAUUGGCAUAUCUAUUGGGCCAGUGUACAAACUGUUAAACAAUUAUUUAAUCCCGAGAAUGGGUUUCGUCUCAAUGAUCAUCAAAUUAUUAAUCACUUCCCGAAUCACUACGAGUUGACACGAAAAGAUUCCAUGGUCAAAAAUUUGAAACGAUACAAAAAAGAAAAUGAGAAAAAUGAAGAAUUAAUUAAUCUCACACAUUCCCUUAAUAACCCAAAUUAUGUACCACCACCAAAACGAAAUAUCAUGGACUAUGUUCCAGUCACUUACACAUUACCAGCAGAUUAUUCAUUAUUUGUUGAAGAAUUUAAAAAAAAUCCAAGUCAGUUGUGGAUUAUGAAACCUUCAAGCAAAUCACAAGGAAAAGGAAUUUUUAUCAUUACCAAAUUGUCACAGGUGAAACGAUGGGCAAAAGACAAAUGGGCAUAUAUGGCUGUCAAGGAACAAUAUGUGAUUAGCAAAUAUAUUAACAAUCCACUCCUCGUUGGUGGAAGAAAAUUUGAUUUGAGAAUGUAUGUCUUGGUCACAUCUUAUCGACCUCUGAAAGCAUACGUCUACAAGGAAGGUUUCGCUCGAUUUUGUACAGAAAAAUACACCAACGACAUUGAGGAUAUAGACAAUAUGUUUAUUCACUUGACUAAUGUUGCCAUUCAAAAACAUGGUGACGAUUACAAUGACAAACAUGGAGGAAAAUGGAACAUUAAAAUGUUACGGCUCUAUUUGGAAUCGACAGCAGGCAAGGAGAGAACUGACAAAAUGUUUGAGGAAAUUUAUUACAUUUUCAAACAAUCCCUCAUGGCAUGCAAAAAUGUGAUCAUCAACGACAAGCAUUGUUUUGAAAUGUAUGGCUACGACUUGCUAUUGGAUCAAGAUUUAAAACCAUGGCUAUUGGAAGUCAAUGCAUCACCUUCUCUCACUACAACAACAGUUUCAGAUCGAAUUCUUAAAAUGAGUCUCCUCAAUGAUACUUUUAACAUUGUUGUGCAUGAUGGAUUUCCAGAGAAAAAAGCUCUACAAGGACUACAAGUAUGA